AUGUCUUCUGAUGAGAAGGUGGAAGACAUCGAUGAGUCGAUAUUGGACGAGCCCGUUGAGGGUGCAAACGCAGUUGACGAUGAGGAGAUUGACGAGUCGAUCUUAGAUCACGAAAUAGAGAUCGAUGCACCUUCAGAAGCGCAAUCUGAUGCACACUCUUACACCCAGUCGGAUACUAGCCCUCCGGAUACCGCAGAAGAGGUAAAGGAGGAAAAUUCGAAUGACACUCAACAUACAGAUAGCGAGGAGAAACCAAAGCGAAAUGGUGACUCUCCUCCAAAGAAGACACCCACUAAGCGAUCAAGGCGCUCUAGAGCAAGGCGAAACGAAUCUGAUGAUGAAAACGACGACGACGAUAAAGAUGAAGAAAUGGAAGUUGAUCAUAAA
Molecule: messenger RNA, 387 nt
Organism: Ostertagia ostertagi
Lineage: Eukaryota; Metazoa; Nematoda; Chromadorea; Rhabditida; Trichostrongylidae
Source: the annotation of a GenBank genome assembly